Pan troglodytes (chimpanzee) is the source of this 2759-nucleotide messenger RNA. RefSeq lists its product as uncharacterized. The transcript has a single exon. NCBI's taxonomy places the organism in Eukaryota, Metazoa, Chordata, Mammalia, Primates, Hominidae. The coding region runs from base 528 to 1454 and encodes 308 amino acids. The record is from RefSeq and is a predicted model, not a curated record.
GUCUACAGGCCCAACCUCUGCCUCAUGGGGGCUUCUCCAGGCCCACCUCUUCCUCUUGGCUGGGUCUACAGGCACAGCUGCUGCCUCACAACAGCCUUUUUUGGCCCAGUUCCUGUCCAGCUCAUGGCGGCCAAUGUAGGCCCAAAACUUCCUCAAGUCAAACUCUCCAGGCCCACCUUCUGCUUCCCGGUGGCAUGAACAGGCCCAGCUUUGACUUGAGAACAGCCUCUGCAGGCCCUGCUCUUGCCCCCCAGGAGCUUUUUCCAGGCCCAGCUCUUGCCUCAUGGCAGCUGCCCCAGGCCAAAUUUCUGCCUGCCUGCCAGCAGCCUCAACAGGCACAGCUCCUCCCUCACAGUGGCCCAUUUAGGCCCAAGUCAUGACUGUCGGGCCAUUUCCAGGCCUAGUGCCUGCCUCGUGGCUGACUCUUGAAGCCCAAAACUUCCUCAAAUCAGCCUUUUGCCCAACUUCUGUCUACUGUCGGACUCUACAGGCCAGCCUCUGCCUCACAGUGGACCCUCCAGACCCAGAUGGUGUCUCACUGUGGCAUCCUCAGGCGAAGCUCCUGCCUUUCGGCAGCCUCUCCAGGCCCAGCUCCUCCUGCCUCCCAGCGGCCUCUUUCGGCCCAGCCCAGCUCAUGCCUCCUGGCGGCCUUCCCAAGCCCCGCUUUUGACUUUCGGUGGCCUCUGCAGGCCUCGACAAGGCCCAGCCUCCUGCCUCCCGAAGGCCUGCACAGGCCCAGCCUCUGCCUCACAGCGGACUCUCCACGCCCAGCUAGCUGUCGCCUCACUGCGGCCUCCCGAGUCCAAAGCUCCUGCCUCUCGGCCGCUUCGACAGGCCCAGCUCCCGCCUGCCAGUGGCCUCUUCAGGCCCAUGGGGCUCAUUCCUCACAACGGCCUUUCCAGGCCCAGUUUUUCCCUUCCGGCGGCCUCUCCGGGCCCAGAACCUCCUCCCGGCGACCGCCGCAGGCCCAAGUUGUCCUGGAGUCGGCCUCUCCCGGCCCUGCCUCCCAGCAAGUAAGCAAGCUCUUUUGGCUCAACUCCUGCCCAGCUCCCAACCGCCUUUGUAGGCCCCGAACUUUCUCCAGCCAAGCUCUGAGGGCCCACCUCCUGCCUCCUGGUGGCCUGUACAGGCCCAGCACUGGUUGGAGAACAGCCUCUGCAGGCCCCGCCCUUGCCUCCCAGGGGCCUCUCCAGGGGCCCUGGAGCUCCCUCGUGGGAGCCAGCUCUUGCUCCCACGGCGGCCUCUGGGGGCCAAGUCCCUGCCUGCCUCCCAGCAGCCCCCGUGCAGCCCAGCUCCUCCCUCACGGUGGCCUGUUGAUGCCCAACUCAUGCCUCUGGCACCCUGCCCAGAGGCGUGAGCCCCUGCCUCACACCGGCCCCUCCCACGUGGAGAGAGGUCAGCGUGAGCCCCUUGCCUCACACCGGCCCCUCCCACGCGGACAGAGGUCAGCGUGAGCCCCUUGCCUCACACUGGCCCCUCCCACGCUGAGAGAGGUCAGCGGGAGCCCCUGCCUCAACAGGCCACCGUGAGGGAGGAGCAGGGUCGCACGCGGGCUGCUGGGAGGUAGGCAGGGACUUGGGCCCGGGAGGUCGCGGUGGGGCGAGAGCUGGGCCUGGAGACUCCCCUGGGAGGCAACAGCGGGGUCUGCAGACGCCCUUCUCCAGCCGGAGCUGGGACUGUUCAGUCACUGGGAGAAGGGAUGUGGGUCUGAAGAGCUUGGUUGCAGAAACUUCGGGGUCUACAAACGCAGGCGGGAGCUGAGCCAAAAGAGCUUGUUUGCUGGGAGGUGGGAGAUGCAGCCAGGAGGAACAGCUGGGCCAUGUGGGAGGCAGAGGCCAGGCCUCCUCAAGUUGGCCUCUCAGACCCACUUGCAGCCUCCCGGCGUCCUCUCCGGGCCCAGCUCUUCCUCCCGGCUGCAUCUCCGGGCCGGACUCUGGGCCGACUCCAGGUCCCAACAACGUCUUUGGACUCAGCUCCUGCCCAGCUCCCAGCGGCCCUGGUAGGCCCACAACUUCCCUAAGCCAAGCUCCCCAGGCCCAGCUCAGGCCUCACGGUGGCCUCUCCAGGCUCAGCUCCUGCCCUCCGAUGGCAUCUGCAGGCCCCAAACGGCCUCCGGUUGGUGGGCUCCUCUAGGCCCAGCUUGGGCCUCCCGGCGGCCUCUGCAGGCCCAAGUCGUCCUCAAGUCGGCCUGGAAGAGCAGCAAGUCAGCCUCCCCGGGCCCAGCUCCGUCCUCUCGGCGGCCUCUCCAGGUGCAAAACUUCCUCGAGUCAGCCUCUCCAGGCCCAGCUCCUCCUGCCUCCCAGUGGCCUCUUUCGGCCCAGCCCAGCUCAUGGCUCUUGGCGGCCUUCCCAGGCCCCGCUUUUGACUUUUGGCAGCCUCUGCAGGCGCAGAACUUGAUCUCCAGUCGGCCUUUGCAGGCCCGGCCUCCUGCCUCUCGAAGGCCUGCACGGGCCCAGCCUCGGCCUCAGCCUCACAGCAGACUCUCCACGCCCAGCUAGCUCUCGCCUCACUGCGGCCUCCCCAGUCCAAAGCUCCUGCCUUUCGGCCACUUCGGCAGGUCCAGCUACUGCCUGCCAGUGGCCACUUUAGGCCCAGCUCAUUCCUCACAACGGCCUUUCCAGGCCCCGUUUUUCCCUUCUGGCAGCCUCUUGGCCUCUAAUUUGUUUAUCUUUUGUGUAUAAAUCCCAAAAUAUUGAAUUUUGGAAUAUUUCCACCAUUAUAUAUUUUGGUAGGUAAUUUAUUUGGAGUGAGUUUCUGCA